Neospora caninum is the source of this 1545-nucleotide messenger RNA. RefSeq lists its product as hypothetical. Lineage: Eukaryota; Apicomplexa; Conoidasida; Eucoccidiorida; Sarcocystidae. The transcript has 2 exons. Bases 1 to 1545 code for a protein of 514 amino acids. The record is from RefSeq and is a predicted model, not a curated record.
AUGCUGAGUCCGAGCCGUUUUUUGCGCGCGUCCCCGAGAGGCGGUGGUGUACUGGCACGGAGUCUCCUGGUGAGCCUCUGCGGGUUUCAUCUGUCACAGGGCGAAGCAUUGCUUCUUGAAAAAAGCUUUUCCGGCGCACUCCCUAGUCUAUCCAUUUUCGAGUCUCCGUUUCUCCUCGCUGACGCCCAAUCGGACGUUCCACUGAGAGUUGCAGCACCGGAUGAGAAGACUCUCACUGACCAGGAAAACAACACCAGUUCUGACGAGGAGGAGCACUUGCUGUCCCCCCUAGCUCUGGGCCGCUUCAGGAGGUCAUCCAAGUCAUCUAUAUAUCUUCGCGAUCGACCAGACGAAAGUGAAGAGUACGGUUGGAUUUACAGUUCCUCUCCCGGCCAGGAUUCCCGUCUACCACCACGUGCCGGCGAUCGGCAAACGGUGAACAGUGUACAUAUGUAUACGAAGCAGAAGGAAGAUCGCCAAGAUGGCAGCUCCAACACGGGGUUCCUCAGCGCACAGACCUUCUUGACCUCUUCGGAGCAGGAGUCCAACAUUGAUGCCGAGCCCAAAGAGUUGGAUUUACCUGAAGGUUCACAUGAAAGUGACAGCCUCGUCGUCGAGGGGGAAAAAGCACAAACUGCGAGACCGGGGGAGAGAAGAAGUCAUCGGCGUUCUCUGAAACGAAGGAUGAAGACAGCAUAUCAGAAGAUGUCCCAAUGGAGGUCAAAACGCUUUGGCAGGAGAAACAGAGAGUUUGACAUCGUCGUAGCGCUUUUGGGCACAGCACUGGUAGGAAUGGCUGCCCUGGUCGGACAUCAGGCUGCUGAGCUGCACCGUCUGAAACAAAGGGAAGACACUCUGGAAAGUCUGGUGGCGACGGCAGAUGAACUGGCGAAGCGGUUACGCGAUGGAACUUUGCCUUGGACCGCAAGUGAAGUGGAUCAACUGAGUGAGGGUUUAAUGAGACAAAGGCAGGCUUUCGUAGAGGGCCAGAAGGAGCUCGCCAGCCUAAACACACAUCAGCGACAAAUGGAGGAGCAAAUGCUUGCACUGAAGGCGCUUGUGGAGCAACUCAUCGACGAGCAACCUUUGCACCGGAAUGAAAUACGAGCAGAUAUGAAAAAUGUGUUUCUCACAAAUUCGAAAGAAUUUCAAGAAAGGAUGGGCGCACUGCUUUUCGAAGCAUCGAAAGUGAUCGACGACCUCUGUUCUGCAGCAGACUCACAAGGCCAGCAGUUGGCGGCAGACGCAAAGAACGCCGCAAACCACUCAGAAGCAGCGAUGCGCGCUGUCGAAAGACUCGAGUCUGAGAUGCAGGCAGCGGCCAAAUCCCGAGAGACUACUUCUUCUGAGAAGAUUGCGUGGAACCGUGUGGUCGAGCAGCUACAGGAACUGAAAGGUGAUAUGUCUGCUGUCAAAGAGCUCUUACCCCUGCAACAGCCACAACCAGGGAAGCACACGAGUGUCAGCAGGGCUACGCAGGCUUCAAACACGCAUGCCACUGCAAAACCCAAAGAGCCUUUGGUGAUGGUUACACCAGGUACGUGA